CCUAAUUGAAGAACACAACACCGGCAAAAUGUUCUACACACAGCUGCUUACGAACAAGCGUGGGCCUCUGUCCAAAAUAUGGUUGGCUGCUCAUUGGGACAAGAAAGUUACCAAAGCUCAUAUAUUUGAAUGCAAUUUAGAGAUGACUGUGCAAAAGUUACUUUCACCCAAAUUUAACAUUGCCCUGCGUACCUCAGGACACCUCUUACUGGGAGUGGUGCGGAUCUAUAAUAGAAAAGUCAAGUAUUUAUUGUCCGAUUGCACUGAAGCUCUGCUUAAAAUGCAGACAGCCUUUCGUCCAGGACUUGUUGACCUUCCAAAAGGGAGCUCCGAGGCUAAGUAUGAUACUAUUACAUUGCCUGAAGAAUUUCAUGAGUUUGACACACAGCUCCCAGAGGUGAAUGCCAUCGACGUCGCUCAACAUUUUACACUGAACCAGAGCAGAGCUGAAGACAUCACUUUGUUGGAAGAAGAUUAUAGACAGGACAUACUUUUCCAUGGUGACAGUUUUGGUGAGGACAGUGAAAUACCCAGGCACCGUAGCUUUCCUAGCGACAGUUUACAAGCUAGUUUCAGCAGUCUCUUCGCCGAUCACAGUUUUUUGAAUCUCACUGGAGACAAAACCAUAUUCGAUGAAAGUGCAUAUUCUUUAAUGCGUGAUGGAUUUGGAGAUGAAGGAUUUGCAGGUGACAUGAUUGAUGAUGUGCUUGGAGCUGAGAAGAAUAUCUUCAUUAUAGACACAGAGGAAGAAGUUCUUUUACCCAGGAGCUUCCUGCUGAAGAUCUUGAUUGACAUUCUCAAAAGGAAGCUAAAAGGUAAAAGAAAGUUACUUGUUGAUGCUGUGAAGAAGCUGAGCAAAUCGACUAUACAGAAGCAGCUUGAAAGCUACAAGGACACUCUGACCACAUUGGUUAUUGCACCCCCCACAAGAAAGCUGAUGAUUUUGCAAGAGUCGGGGAGUGUGGAAAAGCUGAUGAGCCAAGCAACACAGCCUUUAAUUCAUGAGGAUCUGCAAAUGCUGUUUGCCAAAAGUCUCAGAGAUGGAAGCAAAAAGCUGCAGCAAAAGCCCACAGCACAAGACAAAAACAAGCGACGAGGUCCCCAAGAAAGCCGAAGUGACAUGCGGGAGACCGUUUGCCAUUCUGCCCUGCGGUCUGAGUUUCUGGAUGAAGACAAAAGGGAUAACAGUAAAACUACUGACGCUAUGGGGCUUCCGGAGAGCAGUCAAGACUAUGAAGAAAAGAGGCAGAAAAAGAGAACUUUAGAGUUAUUAAAUACCUUCCGGCACCUCCACCAGACAGGUACAAAGUCUUUCAGUUUUCUGACCCUCUGUAUGAAGAAGAACCGUGAAGAAGUUGCAACCAUGUUCUACAGCUUGCUUGUCCUGAAGAAACAACUGGCCGUCGAGGUGGCUCAAGCCGCUUCCUACGCUGACAUUAUCGUGACUGCAGGUUCAAAGUUCCAUGCGAUCUGAAGGUCGGAGUGGUCUCUCCUUUUAGAACAAUCUGCUGGUCAAAUUGAAAGCAGAAUUCUGCGUUUUUUUUAAAAAAAAAGAAAAGCUCAACGGAGAACCUUUACACCACAUCCACAUCUCUUCCCCAAAUCUAAUAUUGACUACUCCAGAAUAGUCCUGCAUCUCUAGGAAAAAUGAGCCAAGGGUAUGUGAAUUUUAUGUUUUAUUGUAAAAGGAGAAAGAAUCCAUGUUGUUGUUUCAUGUCUAGCUGAAUUUCAGGUUUUUAAAAUUGUAAUUCUAUUUAUGUUUGUAUUUAUUGGAUUUAUAUCUCGCCCUCCCCACUGAAGCAGGCUCACGGCGGCUUUUGUGUCGCCUCUUGUGUUGGGUUUAUGUAUUUCAUCUCUGUUCCCACAGUGGAAACAGACCAGUUGGGCUGGCUCCUGUUCUUCACAUAGUGGCCUUUUUUUUUAUCAGGUAUGGAAAGGCAAGUUAUUAGCACUCAGAGCACCCUUUCAUGACAAGGAAGGGACUCCUUUGCACUUGUGAAUGUCUGGAUUGCAACCCAUGCUUUUACAAAGCUUUUAAACUGAAAGUGUCAACAUUGCAUAGAGUGCACGAUGUUAUUUGUCUAAGGGCAUAGCCAUGUGGUGCUUCUUUCAGGGCAUGGUUGACCUUUCAUGGUGUAUUGGAUGGCUCACAAGAUUACACAACCAGGGGCUUCUGUCCCUCUGCCUGUUUUCAUAAUAGAUGCAGGCAGCAGCAAGCGCAGCUUUGUAUCUUUCCGUGAGACUGUUCCAUCAUUUGAACCCAAAAGAAAGUUGCUUCCGUACACCCACGAGGCUGCAGACAGGUGAUGUUUUUAAGUAGGCUGAAAUCAGUAGGGUUGUCCAGCAACUGACUUUGGUCAAACAAGUUUUUGCUGCAAGAUCCUGUUUGAACAGAAAAUGCGAAAUAGACGCUCCUGCAGCAAUGAAGGGCCUAUUACGCCGGUUGCGGGAGGGUGUCAGCUAUCUUCAGCCUAAAAUUCUGAUUAAACUCAUUUUUAUGAAUAGUUUAAAUCAUGUUUUGUUCUAUUUGAAGUGUAUCAUUAAACGUGUAUUUGGUUGUUU
Heteronotia binoei (common prickly gecko) is the source of this 2562-nucleotide messenger RNA. It is a transcript of the gene RAD21L1, whose product is annotated as RAD21 cohesin complex component like 1. NCBI's taxonomy places the organism in Eukaryota, Metazoa, Chordata, Lepidosauria, Squamata, Gekkonidae. Gene Ontology annotation, molecular function: chromatin binding; protein binding. The coding region runs from base 29 to 1474 and encodes 481 amino acids. The transcript is spliced from 12 exons. The record is from RefSeq and is a predicted model, not a curated record. Gene Ontology annotation, biological process: synaptonemal complex assembly; replication-born double-strand break repair via sister chromatid exchange; mitotic sister chromatid cohesion. Gene Ontology annotation, cellular component: synaptonemal complex; cohesin complex.